AUGCGGAAAAAGGCGGCAAAUGCUUUUGAAAUAGCAUUUUUCAAACUAAUGAAUAAUGCCGUCUUUGGUAAGUUAGGGAAAACAAUGGAGAACAUGCGGAAACGGAUCCGCAUUGAGCUAAUCUCCAGUCCGAANAAACGCAUCCGUAUUGAGCUAAUCUCCAGUCCCGAACGUCUAAGCAAGCUCGUAAACCAACCAACCUUCAACGACUGUAUCAAAUACGGUGAAAGGUUGUGCGCCGUCAUAAUGGACACAAAGAUGGUCAAGUUUAUCAAACCAAUAUACGUCGGUUUAGCAGUGCUUGACAUUAGCAAGACGCUAAUGUACAAGUACUUCUACGACGUAUUGAAACCACAUUAUGGCAGUGCAAUCGAAUUGGUUUACAUGGAUACUGACUCCUUCAUAUACCUGCUCAGAGUAGGCGACUUCUACCAGGAUUUAGCUGGUAGCCCCGAUUUACUGGUGCACGUGGACGCAUCUAGCCUGCCCAAGGAUCACCCUUGCUACUCCACCGAUAGAAAGAAGAUGCCCGGCUUGUUUUCAGACGAGACCAGUGGCCUCACUCUCUUUGAGAUCGCUGCACUUCGAUCAAAGUGCUACGCAUUUGACAUGGAAGGCAGCGAACUCAUAAAGUCUAAGGGGAUCCGCGGGCACGUCGUCCGGAACCAUCUGUCUUUGGACGAUUACAAACGGUGUUUGUUCAAAGACGAUGGUGUUGGUGACGAUACGUCAAAACGAGCAUUGGCUAGAGAGAAUGCCCAUGCGGUCAUCGGAGUGAUACGUGGUGGUGACUCUCCACCGACAUUAUCGUUACCCUACACACCGUACCGACAGAACGUGUCAAUCCGUUCAUUUGAGCACGAGGUACACACUUUACGUACAACCAAGUUGGCACUUAACCGUUUCGAUGAUAAGCGCUACAUGCUCGACAACAGAAUCGACACGUUGGCCCACGGGCAUUAUGCUAUACCAUCACCGGAAGACCUAUAA
This is a messenger RNA of Daktulosphaira vitifoliae (grape phylloxera), 990 nucleotides long. RefSeq lists its product as uncharacterized. Lineage: Eukaryota; Metazoa; Arthropoda; Insecta; Hemiptera; Phylloxeridae. The record is from RefSeq and is a predicted model, not a curated record. The transcript has 2 exons. The coding region runs from base 1 to 990 and encodes 329 amino acids.